Quercus lobata is the source of this 636-nucleotide messenger RNA. RefSeq names its product pectinesterase inhibitor 4-like. Lineage: Eukaryota; Viridiplantae; Streptophyta; Magnoliopsida; Fagales; Fagaceae. The record is from RefSeq and is a predicted model, not a curated record. Gene Ontology annotation, biological process: negative regulation of catalytic activity. The transcript has a single exon. Bases 1 to 603 code for a protein of 200 amino acids. Gene Ontology annotation, molecular function: enzyme inhibitor activity.
AUGGAAGACUAUACAACUUCAUAUCAUGCUCUCACAAUUCUUCUAACUCUUCUAUUCCUCUCAAACUUUCAUACAUCCUUAGCCUCAACUAGUUCCACCACCACCGAAAAAUACAAAACCUAUAUCAAAACCGCUUGCAAUUCAACCACAUACCCAAAAGAAUGCAACAAUGCCCUCUUACCCUUCGCUUCCAAAAUAAAAGCAAACCCUCAAAAGCUUUGCAACACUGGCCUCUCUAUAUCCAUAAAAGCCGCAAAAAACUGUUCCUCAACGAUAUCAAAGCUAUCCAAGAACAAGGGUUUCACGCAUAGUGAAGUGGCAAUCAUUAAGGAUUGCAUAGAGAACAUCAAGGACUCCAUUGACGAGCUCAAACAAUCUUUGAACGAAAUGGGUCAUCUUGGAAGAUCUAAUGUGAAGGCUCAGAUUUAUGAUAUAAAGACUUGGGUCAGUGCUGCUUUAACAGAUGAAAAUACAUGCACGGAUGGGUUUGAUGGUAUGAAUGUUAGCAAGACUGUGAAGAACACAAUCAGGAAGAGUAUUCUUACUGUUGCUACGCCAACUAGCAAUGCUUUGUCUCUUAUUAAUAGUUUACACUCCUACUAAUUAAACUUCAACCGGCCUUAUUGGCUUGUCCUU